AUGGCGCCACCCUCUGUGGCUUUCGCCCUCCUCUUGCUGGCGGCUCCUGGCAUCUUGUGUGAUGUGAAGGAUUCUUGUUCUGGAAGCCCUGGCAUCCCUGGCACCCCUGGCACCCACGGCCAGCCAGGCAGAGAUGGGAGAGAUGGCGUCAAAGGGGACCCCGGCCCUCCAGGCCCCAUGGGUCCCCCCGGAGGAAUGCCAGGCCCCCCUGGGCGUGACGGGCUGGUGGGUGCUCCUGGCUGCCCUGGAGAGCGCGGAGAGAAGGGCGAGCCGGGCGCCAUGGGCCCUCCAGGCUUCCCCGCUUACCUAGAUGAGGAGUUACAAUCCACACUCCACGAGAUGCGACAACAAAUCAUGCAAUCCAGAGGUGUCCUUGCUUUGCAGGGGUUGGCGCUGGAAGUGGGAGACAAGGUCUUCGCGACCAACGGACAGUCAGUCAAUUUUGAAACCAUUAAAGAAUCCUGUGCCAAAGCAGGAGGCCGCAUUGCCGUCCCCAGGAACUCCGCGGAGAAUCAGGCCAUUGCCAGCAUUGUGAAGAAGCACAACACUUACGCCUACCUGGGCCUGGAGGAGGGCUCCGAGCCUGGCGACUUUUACUCCAUCGAUGGGACCCAAGUGAAUUACACCAACUGGUACCCAGGGGAGCCCAGGGGCCGGGGCAAAGAGAAAUGUGUGGAGAUGUACACAGAUGGGAAAUGGAAUGACAAGAACUGCCUGCAGUACCGACUGACCAUCUGUGAGUUUCCAGGAUAG
Messenger RNA from Sorex araneus (European shrew), 753 nucleotides. RefSeq names its product pulmonary surfactant-associated protein A-like. The coding region runs from base 1 to 753 and encodes 250 amino acids. The transcript is spliced from 4 exons. The record is from RefSeq and is a predicted model, not a curated record. NCBI's taxonomy places the organism in Eukaryota, Metazoa, Chordata, Mammalia, Eulipotyphla, Soricidae.